AUGCCGCGGGGCACCCGGAAUGCCGCGGUUUGCCGGGAACGCCGCCACGCGGGCACCCAUCCCGGCUCCAGCCUCUGCUCUCCCCCUCGGCAGGUCGACGUCGCCCACUUGUCCCCCGAGGAGCGAUGGAGGGUGGAGCACGCGCGGAUGCACGCCAAGCACCGCGGGCACGAGGCCAUGCACGCCGAGAUGGUGCUCAUCCUCAUCGCCACGCUCGUCGUUGCCCAGCUGCUCCUGGUGCAGUGGAAGCAGCGGCACCCGCGCUCCUACAACAUGGUGACGCUCUUCCAGAUGUGGGUGGUGCCGCUCUACUUCACGGUGAAGCUCAACUGGUGGCGCUUCCUGCUCAUCUGGCUGCUCUUCUCGGCCGUCACGGCCUUCGUCACCUUCCGCGCCACCCGCAAGCCCCUCGUGCAGACCACGCCCAGGCUGGUCUAUAAGUGGUUCCUGCUCAUCUACAAGCUCAGCUACGCCACGGGCAUCGUGGGCUACAUGGCCGUCAUGUUCACGCUCUUCGGCCUCAACCUCCUCUUCAGGAUCAAGCCGGAGGACGCCAUGGACUUCGGCAUCUCGCUGCUCUUCUACGGGCUCUACUACGGGGUGCUGGAGCGGGACUUCGCCGAGAUGUGCGCCGAUUACAUGGCCUCCACCAUCGGGGGAAGCGGCGUCCGAGCGUCGCCUGCGGACGGGAUCCCGCAGCCGGGAUUCGCCCAGGGCUCCCGGGCGGCCUCCAACCUCCUCAGGUCUCUGUCCGGAGCAGUGGCCGAUGCUCCGGAGGGCUCUGACGGGCUGGAGAGCAGGAACCUCCUGAGGUCCCACCAGGACAAGGGCAGGGAUGAGGG
Molecule: messenger RNA, 842 nt
Organism: Nothoprocta perdicaria
Lineage: Eukaryota; Metazoa; Chordata; Aves; Tinamiformes; Tinamidae
Gene: RNF121
Product: ring finger protein 121
Exons: 6
Cellular component (GO): Golgi membrane; endoplasmic reticulum membrane
Molecular function (GO): metal ion binding; ubiquitin protein ligase activity
Source: RefSeq, a predicted model, not a curated record